AGAGGAAGUAGCGGGCGGGCGGCGGCGGUGAGGGAGGGUCCACCGCUCGGUUGGGCCGGCGCGCGCGAUGGACAAACACUCGUUUGUGCACCACCGCUCCCAGCGAGACGCGACGCUUCCGUCCCGUGUGCCCGUCCGGCGUGUUUGCGCGCGUACGCGUUCGUAUUCGAUUGAAACUCGACUUGGCUGCUUUGACAGUGCCAUCGCUCCGUUUCGACGGCACGUGACCGGCCAGCGCCGAAAGAAACUUUCGUGCCUCCGGUUCGUCCCUCGACUCGAACUUCUCGCGCCGCGUGUCUCGUCUCGUCUCUGAGGAAGAAGCGAGCGUGUGUGCGUGAGCGUGCCUUGUCCUGCCCACGGUGGUGUUACGUUCGUAGCCGAAAGUGUCGCGGCAGCGGUGACUAUUUCGUCGCUUCGUACGUUGUGGCCGCGCCCACUCUUGAUGUGAAGAUCGACUCGAGGGAAUCGCCGUGUUCGAGUGUUUGAAAGUGACGCGCAGCAGAAGUGCCGAGGUUCGAGGCGGGGAGCUGUCUGCUUCUCCUUGCCGGCCCGACGUUGCAACCUCCACCGAAGCCAGCAAGUGGUCGCCAAUUGGGAGCGGCAGCUAAACGAGCCGAGUGAUUGGUGGUGAUGGAUCGCGUGCUCGAGCCGUCAGCACAGCGGAAGCCGUACUCUUCGCGCUAGAUCGUCGUCUCAUCCCGAUGCUCUUCCCGUUCCAGUCGAGAUGCUUCGCCACUUCCACCGGGUGCUGGUCACCUGCAUGGUGUUCCUCUGCUUAUCUCUCCUCGGAAUUGUGUUCGUCACAACCAGGUCGCGUAUGCAGGAGCAGUACGCCCCCCAGGCGCUACUCACGGAUAACGGCUCGGAGCCAUGCGAGCCGCGCAAGAACAUCGUCUUCCUGAAGACGCACAAGUGCGCCAGCUCCACGGUGAUGAACAUCUUCCUGCGGUUCGGCACCGAGCACGAGCUGAACUUCGUGCUGCCGAAGUCGCAGCACACCCACUACCUGGGCCACCCGGAUCCCUUCAACCGGCGGCUGGUGGCCAACGUCAGCGCCUACAACAUGACGUACAACAUCCUCACACACCACACCCGCUACAACGGCAAGGAGAUACACGCGCUCAUGCCGGCGGACAGCGUCUACGUCACCAUCCUGCGAAGGCCGGACACCCUGUUCGAGUCGCUCUACUCGUACUGCAAUCUGGCGUCGGUAUUCAAGAGGAACCUGACCACGUUCGUGCGGGAUCGCAACUUGACCGCCUAUCUCUCCCGGCACCGCGUGAUCGAGAAACGCGUCGGACUCAACCAGAUGACCUUCGACCUCGGCUUCAACGGGCCCUUCGACUCCGAGCAGGCCGUCGCCAAGUUCAUCGGGGAGAUCGCCUCCGCGUUCGACUUGGUCAUGCUCGCCGAGCGAUUGGACGAGUCCCUGGUCCUCCUCAAGCACCUGCUCUGCUGGAACACCACGGACAUGGUGGCGCUGAAGCUCAAUUCGAGGUACAGCGCCUACAAGGAACGCCUUUCGAACGAAACCAUCGAGCACCUGCUCCGGCUGAACUCUGCCGACUGGCAGCUUUACAAGUACUUCUCCAAGGUCUUCGACGAGAAGGUCAAGGCCUUCGGCGUGGACAGAAUGGCCGAAGAGGUCAAGGAACUGCAAGCGGCGCAAAAGGAGUACUACGGUCGCUGCGUCAUGGCCGAAGGGUCGAUGGAGAAGCUCUCCACGUAUUUCAAGCGCAAGGAUGUCGUGGCCUUCAAAUCCAAGGACAAGAGCAGGCUUUGCCGCAGCCUCACCUUCAGUGAGCUCGAGUUUCACGAAGAGGUCAAGAAGAUCCAGGAAGCCAGGAUACGGCAAUACUUAGCGCGCCAGAAGCGAGCGCAGUUGCCCAAGCGCGUCGCUAAAGACGUCGCGUCUCACGUGACCAAGUUUCAACAGCCAGUAGCCAAUGGAAGGUGACUUCUUUGAAGAUGUCUAUUUAUAUUGUGCCUGCGGCGAAAGUAGGACGUGAAACCUUCAUGUGAAAGCGCGGGGCGCAUUCCCUGGACUUGCGAAUUUGUGUGGCGCGCGCGGUGGCAGACGAUUGUUUAAUUUUAGUCUGCACCUUCUGCAAGAUAUUCACCUGGACUAUUACACGUGCGGUGCCUUUAGGGAAUGCGCAGCGGCAGACGACCUUUUCGUUUUUCAUCUGCAAGUUGUGCUACAUGAAUAUUGGCCUCCCCUGCGCGGGGAUAUUUGUGGACGAUAGACAUUGUGCCUUUAUGAGAAUGUGAAGUGUUAGAAGACGCUUUUUACUUUUUUUUUUCGUCUGCUAGCUCGGCAACCUAUUUGUCUCGCUUGAUCCGCCUAAGUGCUGAAGCAAACGUUUCGUCAGCGGGUUCUGCAACAUAUUCGCCUGCAGGCUCGCCGUUUACAGCAACGAACCUCGCCCAGCGAAGACACGUCGUUCCUUUGUGGCACAUGUGUCAUUACGAACAGUCGGUGCCUUCUACUGCUCGACUAUAGAUCGCUUCGGUCACUGUGCAGUGUUCUGCGCUGGCUGUAGAAUUUAUGUAUGGGGAUCUGGAGACGAGCGCGAUCUUGCUAGGAGCGAGUGCUUCGUACUUAACGCUCCUGGGCCGAGAAUUUACGAAGUGCGCGCGCACUUCUUGUGAUAACAGUUGUGAUAACAGUCAUCGAGGCCUUAUCGAACAAGUCACAUAUCGUAUGGACAAUAUGCGACGUAUCGUACUCGUUUCUUUUUGUCUAUUUGCCGUGAAGAUCACUAUAUCAUUCACUAACGCUGCACCUAUUCGGCUCGCAUUCCUAUUUUUACACGUGCCUUUUAGCUGUCUCUUCUUAGUAUGUCCAAACGCUUCCUGUCAUACUCUCUUCUUAGAUGUCGUUAUUGUUCUUGGAAAGGAACGCUGAAGCCCGCGUAUUGUGAAAGUGGUAGCAGUACGGCUGUUUGAUCUGAAUGCGAUAGGACAACACCUGCUAGGUGCUAGGUAACUUCCAGGUCCGCGCAUCACGUGACGUGCUAUCACCAAGCAACGCGCCGACUUUGCCAUUCACAAAGCGUGAUUAUAGCGCGACAUAUUAUACCAAGCUUCGCCGACGUGCGGCUUCGAAUGCGCAGGUUGUCGGCCUCCCUAGAUGACGUCACGUGACGUCACGCCGUAAUGCUUCACGUCACGAGUUACUUUAGCAGGUUCUUCAAGGGUGCGGCGUCGGCGGGCGUGCGUACAACUUUCUUCAGUUACACGUAUGCUGACUAUUUUGAAGCCCAAACUGUAAUCGAACAUCGUAGUCUGCUGUUACUCUACGCUCCGCGUACACAAUCAUGCACAAUCGCCACUCAUAAACGCAGGCGACUAAGGAUAGAGCGGGACCUAUCUCAACGAGUGGCACAGUAGAUCACGAACCUGUCGAAAGCAAGAACUAGUGUCGGUCUGGUCAGACUAGUUAGUUUCCCUUGUGGGCAGUCUGGUGCACAGUUAUCGCUAGCAAACCAUUCCUUAUCUUUUUGACGAGUGAAUAGCUUACGAGGACAACAUUUGAAUUUAGAGAAAGCGCCUUAUCCUUGCGCCUAACCACAUUACGAAGUGGACACUUGAUCGGUAGCCUUGUCGUUUGCGACACUGCGAUUUCGCCACUGUGUUCACCGAACACCCGUGCUGAUUCUCUUCACCGACAUCGUUUUGUCUAGAGCCACUGCUUUCGUUCCUGUGGGACCGGAAUUGGCAGUCGUACUAAAGGACGAAAAAUUUCCCCUAAUCGGCCCAAAUUUCGGUGCAGUUUUCUUGGAAGCUUGACUCUCAGCAUGCGAGGUUCACCGAACUCCUGUAGGCGAGAGGAUGAACAGGGAGGAAAUACGUCAUGCGAACAUCGCGUCCCAGACAGCACCCAUGGGUCUGGGAGCUCGCAGCCACGACUUGCAGCCUUUGUGUUGUGCCGACAGUAUACGCACAUACCUGAUGGUACACGAGCACAAUACAAUUGAUGCCUAUUGCUCUCGUAUUGUCUCCGCUCUGCGUUUUGCAUUGUAAACGUCGGUCCACUAGCAUGACGUCACGGCUUUUUUAGCUCGCAGACCUCAUCUUACCUGUGGGAGACGUUGAUCACACGCUGGGCGAUGCUCGCCGAUCCGUGGCGUUGAUUACAUUUACUGCUGCCCGUGUUGCCAGCGGUGUACUAGUAUAUAGUGAUUGUUAUUUGUGAGCUGUUUUGAAGGCGGCAGUGUUUUCUGUUUGUUUUUGAGAUGGGUGCGAAUGACGCGCAAAUGUCAAUGUGUGUCGGAUGUGUAUAUUACGAGUUCUUCGAACACUCAGAUCUGUGGAUCCCGCGAGAAAUCGCGUGGUGUGACGGCCUUGUCCUAUCAUGUGAGCGCCUGCAGUUUCUCUGCUACCGUUUCCACUUAGCGCAGGCGCUAUAAAGAGGGGGAAGAGGAGAAGGUUUCGCGUAAAUCGCGAGAGGUACAGAGUUUAAAAGUAUCACCUCAUCACCAGAGCUCGAUGUCUGUCACCGUGGGUACUCCUGACGGAGCUGUUCAGCGGCAGCAAGCAGUUGUAUUGUACAUCCUUUCGAGUGUAAUUUCGCCACAGAACAAUAAUCUUCAAUAACAGCCUUCGUCUGGCGUUCCUGUCAAAAAAGUACCGGGAGCAGAGGAUUACAGAAAGGAAACGUCGCACACCAUUGAUGACGAUUGUCACAAAAUUACACCCGAAAGGGUGUCCCAAUAGUGAGGUCAAAGAACAAAGGGAGCGCCCGCAACUACCCUUGUGAGAGUAUAGCUCUGUGUUGCGCUCCAUUUUAUUUCGAGGAGCACGAGCACUCCGUUUUAAAGAGCUUUCGCACUCUCACUUUGGUGUGCACAGGCAGCGUGAACUUUUGCAAACAUGGGGUGCGAAUGUUCUCGAGAACCGAGUCACCGGAGACGUUACCUAGCCCCUUGGGAGUCACCAGUACACCGUUUGUUGCUAGAGUGUACAUUUAGCUACGCUGCGUCGUGGUCUUACGCUAUAUGGCGUUCACGAAGUAAUCGCGGUUCUCUUCCCGUCUGUGCGGGCACCGAUUGGUACUUAUGUAGCCCAGCAGGCACUGUACGAUGAUAGCUGUGUGAGCGUUUUACGGUUGGGAACUCUAUACGACAUAUGGUACAAAAGCAUGGGCAUUAGUUUACCACCCCUUCUGCAUUAACAGUUAUAUUCCGUGGUUUGGUAUACUUGGCGAUAUCUGUGAAUACUGUGUUUGGCUGCGAACGUGAAUUCUAUUGAGCAGCUUGCCUUUCGAGCUCGACCAAAGAGCGUGGUGCCUUUAGUGUACUGUAGAAAACCUAGUCAGAUCAUGUAAGGGAUCAAACAAGCUGCGUUGCGACUCGCAACAAUCAAGCACGAAAAUCAUACCUUUUAGCCCGUCGCUAUACUAUGUGCGUGUUUAUUCAAGACGCAGACACGUUCUCUUGUUUUGUUGCUAUUUUCUUUGAAAAGUGCGCCAGUUCCUGCAUGAUUUAACGUCACGUGAUUCGGGUCGAGCUGACAGUUUGCGAAAAAGCAACGGUUUAAGUGCAACGAAAUUUGGUCGUUCCUGUACAUCGGGAAUGGCAGAUCCGAUCUGCAGUCCGGACUGUCUCAUGUCCUCGACGCAUGUGCAGAGCUGCUCAUAAUCUGAACAUUCGUCUGUCGCCAUAGACAUAUGUUUUUCCUGUCUUUGCUAAACCUCUCGUAAAUGAAGACGGUCUGCAUAGUUAUUUAGUAGGCAUUUUAUGUUUUUAUGGGGCGUGCAUUGUAUUGUAUUUGUUGAUUUUUUUUUUUGCAUACGAAAUGUGGAUUUACUUGUUUUAAUGUACAUCGCGUCCCUUCGCGCCCUAUGCGCGUGUUCACGCAUCGCGUACGCAUUCUUCGUAUACAAAAAUUUUCUUCUACAAAUUCAGCAAGCACGUACAGACAUCUGCGCAUACCUGUAUAUAUAUUUUUUAAACUUUUGCUGACGAACUAAUGUGUAUUCGAAUGUUCUCAGCACUGAUGAUGCGUAUUUUAUUGCUUGCUUUUUUUCAUCGGUUCGCUCAACUUAGUGUUUGCUAAGCCUAGCUGCGACCUUAUAGUGCCUUCGUUCGAGCGAUCUCAAACAAAAGUGUCUCGAAGAAUAAAGGUUUUUAAACGGCGCA
This is a messenger RNA of Dermacentor andersoni, 6143 nucleotides long. RefSeq names its product galactosylceramide sulfotransferase-like. Lineage: Eukaryota; Metazoa; Arthropoda; Arachnida; Ixodida; Ixodidae. Gene Ontology annotation, cellular component: membrane. The record is from RefSeq and is a predicted model, not a curated record. Gene Ontology annotation, biological process: glycolipid biosynthetic process. Gene Ontology annotation, molecular function: galactosylceramide sulfotransferase activity.